This is a messenger RNA of Hydra vulgaris (swiftwater hydra), 990 nucleotides long. RefSeq lists its product as uncharacterized. The record is from RefSeq and is a predicted model, not a curated record. Lineage: Eukaryota; Metazoa; Cnidaria; Hydrozoa; Anthoathecata; Hydridae.
AUGCAGGAACUGUGGAUUGAUGGAAUUGAGUGGGAUGAUGCAGUUCCGGAUAGGAUUGCAAAUAAUGUUUAUCAAUGGUUUCAAGAACUAAACGAUCUCCCAAAAUUAAACAUUCCCAGAUCUUACGGUGCUGUUGCUUACCAACAAUGUUUAUAUGACACAGGAGAAGUGACCUGUGUGAUCAUAAUGUCAAAAGCCCGAGUAAGUCCAUUGCAAUCUAUUAGUAUACCAAGACUUGAGUUACUUGGAGCUUUCCUCGGUUUACGACUUGCAGAGAAGAUUAUCAAGGCAUUGAAGCUGGAAACUAAGGACGUAACUAUAUGUCGAAAGUUGAAACCAUUUGUUGCCAACCGUGUUGGAUUCAUUCAAUCAAAGACUGAACUAAAACAAUGGAGAUACAUACCAACAAAAACUAAUGUAGCUGAUUUACUAACAAGAGGAACAACUGUUAAAGAAUUAGAAAGCAAUUAUGUAUGGUGGCAUGGACCAAGUUUCCUUAAUUCUUUAGAAGAAAAAUGGCCACAGAAUCACAUUGAAGUUACACAAGAGGCUUCAAUUGAAGUAAAGAAAAAUCCAGUAUUAAUGAAUUUUGCAUUAUCCACUGAAGUAACAAAGCAAUUGCUUGAUAUAAACAAGUUCUCAUGUUGGAAAAAACUUGUCAGGAUAAACGGCUGGAUCCAUCGGCUUAUAGGAAAUUGUCGAUUUGAAACAGACUUUCGUAAAAAGGGUGAUAUAGCAGCUGAUGAAUAUCAUGAAAGCGAAAAAGAAAUCAUAGCUAAAGCUCAAAAAGAAAGCUUUAAAGAAGAAUAUAGCAACAUUGAAAAAGGAAAACCGAUAUCGAUAUCAAGCAAAAUUAUUUCUUUAAAUCCGCAAAUUGACGAAGACGGAUUAUUGCGAUCUUGCAGUCGAUUGCAAAAUGCCCAUUACUCACCCUACGAUAUCAAGAAUCCAAUCAUUUUGCCGAGAAUACAUACAAUAACAAAAAAUUGA